UAACCCCCCCCCCCCAACAACAACAAUGGCAGAGACUACUACAAAAUUUAUCUUUAAAAAACGAUCAAAUAGACCUGAGGGAGGAAUCCGCAAGAGAAAAGCGAGAAGUGAUAAUAGUAAGCAGGAGAUUAUAUGGACUACUGCAGAAUACACUACCUGAAAGAUCAUGCUGGUUAUUGUAGUAGUGAAGAUGAUACAAAAGUAAUCAAGAAGGAGAAAAAAGUGGAUAUGAGAAACCCUCUGGUUCAGAGAAGUAAGAAUAGAGGCAGGGUACAUGAAGACGAUAACACUUCAAGUGAUGACAGUGAUGAUAUAAGUGCUGCAUACAAGUCUCAGCGCACAUGUGAACGAGAAGGACCAAAAGACAUGGGGGCUACUUCAACGGUGCAGUUUGAAACAGAAAAAGAUAGGGAUGCUCAAGCUAUUUAUGAAAGAACACUUCAAGUCAAUAAGGAAACUAGAGGGCAAGCAGAUGAUAAAAUCUACCGUGGCUUAAAUAACUACGCUCAGUUUUAUGAAAAGAAAGAUACAGCUCAGGGCAAUGCUGCAAGUGGUGGUGUUCGCAAAGGCCCCAUUCGAGCACCUGACCAUCUGAGAGCAACUGUAAGAUGGGACUACCAGCCAGAUCUUUGCAAAGAUUUUAAGGAGACUGGUUUCUGUGGCUUUGGAGAUAGCUGCAAGUUCUUACAUGACCGGACAGAUUACAAGUUAGGAUGGCAGCUCGAGCUAGAAUCCAGCAAGCAAAGAGGAGGAGACUGUGAUUCUGAUGAAAACUGGGAGAUCCCAAGUGAUGAUGAACAUCUCCCGUUCAAGUGUUUCAUCUGCAGACAGUCGUUCUCAGAUCCAGUUGUUACUAAAUGCAAACAUUAUUUUUGUGAAAAAUGUGCCCUUGACCACUUCAAAACAACAAAACGUUGCUAUGUAUGUAGUGAAAAUACAGGUGGAAUGUUUAACCCUGCUACUGAGCUUAUAGCUAGAUUGCAAAAUGAAAAAGUGUGUGACAGUGAUUAAAUUUUGUUUAAAAUCUUAUUAAUUGAUGUAAAAUAUGAUUGUAGAAUUUCUGAAGUAGGUCUAAUUUUUAUUUUA
Cherax quadricarinatus is the source of this 1086-nucleotide messenger RNA. RefSeq names its product RING finger protein mdlc (gene mdlc). Gene Ontology annotation, cellular component: U2-type spliceosomal complex. NCBI's taxonomy places the organism in Eukaryota, Metazoa, Arthropoda, Malacostraca, Decapoda, Parastacidae. Gene Ontology annotation, biological process: snoRNA splicing. Gene Ontology annotation, molecular function: metal ion binding. The record is from RefSeq and is a predicted model, not a curated record.